GCGAUUGUACGAAUGUUUUGAGUGUGGCGAAUGUUUUCCACGCAAUUCUCAACUGCUUUUCCACCAAAGAGAUCACAUGGGGGAAGAACCGUUUGUCUGCUCGGCGUGCGGGAAAUGCUUCCGAAGUCCGGGACAGCUUGCCUCCCAUCACAGGACACACUCCGGGGAAAAACCUUUUGGCUGUCAUCGGUGCGGGAAGUGUUUUCUCACCAAAGCUCAACGGGUCGUCCAUGAGAGGUCGCAUACGGGGGAAAAACCGUUCCCGUGUAUUUCGUGUGGGAAGCGGUUUGCCGAAAAAGGGAAGCUGAUCAGGCACGAAAGGACCCACACGGGGGAGAAACCUUACAGCUGCUCGGAAUGCGGGAGACAGUUCGCCGAAAAGGGCAAGCUAGGCAGGCACCUGCGGACGCACCGGGGGGAAAAAUGCGCAGAUUGCCCGAAAAGCUUCCGGUGCAACGCCAAACUAGUCACCCACCAAAGAACCCACCGAGGAGCGAAGCCGUUUGAAUGUUCGGAGUGCGGAAAAUGUUUCAGCAACAGCAAACAGUUUGUAGUCCAUCGUAGAACCCACACGGGCGAAAAGCCCUACGAGUGCCAGACGUGCGGAAAGUGCUUCACAGAGAAAGGGAAGCUGGUGAGGCACCAGCGAUCCCACACCGGGGAGCGGCCCUUUGCGUGUGACGAGUGCGGGAAGCGGUUCGCCGAGAAUGGGAAGCUCGCCCGGCACAAAAAAACCCACGCCAGCGAGAAAGAGUGCCGAUGCUCUGAAUGCGGCAAGGAUCUCCGUAACAAGUUGUCCUUGAUGAUCCACCAGAGGCUUCACACGGGAGCGAAGCCCUACGCGUGCCCGGAAUGCGGCCGGCGCUACACGUACAAGUCAUCGCUUACCAAGCACAUGAACGUCCACUCGCAGGACAACGGCUACGCCUGCACUGAGUGCAAGAGAGUCUUCAGUGAAGAACGCAACCUGCUCCGGCACUACCAGACCCACACGGGGGAGAAGCGCUUCAGCUGCCCCGAGUGCAAGAAGAACUACAGCGACAAGUCGUCUCUGAACAUCCACCUUCGACGCCACACCGGAGAGAAACCAUACGUGUGCUCAGAGUGUGGGAAGGCUUUCUGCGACCGCUCAUCCCUAGGCAAGCAUGAGCGUAGGCACAGAGAGGACAAGUAGACUUUGG
Nanorana parkeri is the source of this 1181-nucleotide messenger RNA. RefSeq names its product zinc finger protein 182-like. The coding region runs from base 77 to 1174 and encodes 365 amino acids. NCBI's taxonomy places the organism in Eukaryota, Metazoa, Chordata, Amphibia, Anura, Dicroglossidae. The transcript has a single exon. The record is from RefSeq and is a predicted model, not a curated record.